Messenger RNA from Toxorhynchites rutilus septentrionalis, 748 nucleotides. Its product is annotated as dynein light chain Tctex-type protein 2B-like. Gene Ontology annotation, molecular function: dynein intermediate chain binding. The record is from RefSeq and is a predicted model, not a curated record. Bases 125 to 748 code for a protein of 207 amino acids. Lineage: Eukaryota; Metazoa; Arthropoda; Insecta; Diptera; Culicidae. The transcript has 5 exons. Gene Ontology annotation, biological process: microtubule-based movement. Gene Ontology annotation, cellular component: cytoplasm; cytoplasmic dynein complex.
GUUCUUCAAAAUCAAACGGAUCUAUCAUAGUCUUUAAAACAAUCUAGUAUUCCGUUGCUUUUCAUGAUAAAGACGUUUCUCGAAUUUUCCCGUUUCAAGUCACAUUAAUUUUAGGCGGACAACGAUGGCAGAGGAUCCUCAAGAUGCUGAGAAGAAGAUCAAGAAAAAAAAGAUUGCCAUCAAAGAACCGUCAAGUCCUGGUAAACGAAGGAUUACGAAGCGCCAAUCGAUUUUCCCUGAGUUUCUUGAUAAUGCGAACAUACGACUAACUGCAAGCAGCAUUGAUGCACGUUCAUCAGGAGCACCAUUGUAUAGGAACCUAUUGACAUCGGGAUUUCCGUCGAUAGCUUCCCGGCGGUGGACUAGUCAGCGAAGUACAAUGUAUCUUACGCCACGUUUCCAAAACACCUACCGACUAGAGUCACGGUACCCAUUCAGACGAGGCGAAGUCGAAGCGGUUGUCAAUCGCUAUCUCGGGUCGUUCUUGCAUAGCUACCAUUACAUUCCGAAACGGGCUAAGCGACUGGCAGAAAAUUUGAGCAUUGAUCUGAAGAACACCAUCAAACGGUGCCACUUCGAAAGGUACCGAAUCGUUACAUGGGUGACCGUUGGGGAUAAAUUUCAUCAGGAUUUCAAGGCAUCCAUGCGCUUCCUGUGGGACGCCGACAAGGAUGGAUACGUUGAUUUUGCAUUUGAUGGCCCAAACUUCUUCGUUGUUGCCCUCAUAUGUGCCGUAUACUACGAAUGA